Didymosphaeria variabile is the source of this 1356-nucleotide messenger RNA. RefSeq names its product prephenate dehydrogenase (NADP(+)) (gene TYR1). The record is from RefSeq and is a predicted model, not a curated record. Lineage: Eukaryota; Fungi; Ascomycota; Dothideomycetes; Pleosporales; Didymosphaeriaceae. Gene Ontology annotation, biological process: L-tyrosine biosynthetic process. The transcript is spliced from 4 exons. The coding region runs from base 1 to 1356 and encodes 451 amino acids. Gene Ontology annotation, molecular function: NAD+ binding; prephenate dehydrogenase (NAD+) activity; prephenate dehydrogenase (NADP+) activity.
AUGGAGGCAAAGAAGAGCAUCGGUAUCAUCGGCAUGGGGGACAUGGGGAAGAUGUAUGCCUGGCGCUUAAGUGCGGCCGGCUGGAAAGUCAAUGCGUGUGACAUGCCGGAAAGGUUUGAGGCAUUAGUGGAGGAGUUUCGGAGUAGAGUAGGACAUCCAUCAUGUACUUCGUAUACCAAUAGAGCCGUGCUGAGCUUGUACCAGCCAAACGUUGAAAUCUUGCGAACCGGUCAUCUCGUGUCUCGAGUUAGCGACUAUAUCAUCUACAGUGUCGAAGCGAAGAACAUCGAUGCUGUCGUGAAGCAAUUCGGCCCUUCAACUAAGCUCGGCGCCAUUGUAGGAGGUCAGACAUCUUGCAAAGCCCCAGAAAUCGCGGCCUUUGAAAGACACCUCCCUUCCGAUGUCCACAUCGUCUCCUGCCAUUCUCUGCAUGGACCCAAAGUUGAUCCGAAAGGGCAACCACUGGUCCUCAUUAAGCACAGAGCCACCGACGAAGCUUUCGAAUUCGUAGAGAUGGUGCUAUCGUGUCUAAACUCGACCCACGUCUAUCUCACGGGUGAGCAGCAUGACCGCAUCACAGCAGACACACAAGCUGUAACCCACGCUGCCUUCCUCAGCAUGGGCGCUGCAUGGAACGCCAACAACCAGUUCCCUUGGGAGACUGCGCGCUACAUCGGUGGUAUAGAGAACGUCAAGAUCAAUAUCACACUUCGUAUUUAUGCAGCGAAAUGGCACGUCUACGCAGGUCUUGCAAUCCUCAACCCCGAUGCGCAGAAACAGAUCAAGCAGUAUGCUCAGUCAGUCACUGAGUUGUACAAGUUGAUGCUUGGCGGCCAUAGAGAGGAGUUGAGGAAUCGUAUCAUGGCGGCCAGAGAGGCGGUCUUUCAUACAGCGAGGCCUAGUAAGCAAGAGAUUCUGCUUAAGGAGGAUGUGCUGAACCAGUUCUCGCUCGGUGAGUUACCCGAGCAGCGACUUAAGAACAACCAUCUUAGCCUGCUGGCCAUGGUGGACUGUUGGUGGAAGCUGGGUAUUGUGCCUUACGAUCAUAUGAUAUGCUCUACACCGCUUUUCCGCAUGUGGCUCGGUAUCACUGAGUACCUCUUCCGCAACAAUAAGCUUCUCGAAGAAGCCAUUGAUACUGCCAUCGAUGACAACACGUUCCGCCACGAUGACCUGGAGUUCACCUUUGCAGCUCGCGACUGGAGUAGCCGCGUUACGCUGGGCAACUUUGAUGGGUACAGAGAGAAGUUCGAAGCUAUUCAGAAGUACUUUGAGCCUAGGUUUCCGGACGCGACGAAGGUGGGCAAUGAGAUGAUCAAGACGAUCUUGGCACAAACGAGGGAGAGGGAGACGUAG